Molecule: messenger RNA, 4068 nt
Organism: Vombatus ursinus (common wombat)
Lineage: Eukaryota; Metazoa; Chordata; Mammalia; Diprotodontia; Vombatidae
Product: putative nuclear envelope pore membrane protein POM 121B
Exons: 7
Coding region: 54-2954 (966 amino acids)
Source: RefSeq, a predicted model, not a curated record
UGGAGCCAUCCUGAAACUGUUUUCUUCCUUGAAGGCGUCUGGAGAGGAUCUCGAUGGCCGAGCUGCAGCCCCUGGCCGAUGAGCUGACCUGCUCCAUCUGCCUGGAGAUCUUCCAGCAGCCCGUGACUACCCCGUGCGGCCACAACUUUUGCUCGCCCUGCCUGGACAAGACGUGGACCGGCCAGAGCUUCCAAUUCUACUGCCCCCAGUGCCGAGCACGCUUCCAGAAGAGGCCACAGCUGAAGAAGAACACGGUGCUGUGCGCAGUGGUGGGGCAGCUGCAGCAAGUUAAGAACCGCUGGGAUUUGGGGCAGUCCCACAGUGCGUCCCAAGAUGGCGAGCCCUUGGACCCGCAGUCGAGGAAGGGGGAUCAGGAGAAGGAUGAGGCGGUUGGGAUCGUGGCCUGUGACUACUGCUUACAGACUCCUGCGGCCAAGACGUGCUUCACCUGCAUGGCGUCCUUCUGCCAGGAGCACCUGCGUCCGCAUCUGGACAACCCCACGUUCCACGGCCACGAGCUGCAAUCGCCCGUCGGGGACCUGGCCCGUCGCAAGUGCCCUGAGCACGGCCGCUUGCGGGAGUUCUUCUGCUCUCAGCACGGCGUCAGCAUCUGCUGCAUCUGCCUGGUGGGGCACAAGACCUGCUCCCCGGUGGCCCUGGACGUGGCCAGGACCGAGCUGAAGUCCAAGAUGAAGCAGAAGCUGACAAUCAUAUAUGAUCAUAUCAAUAUGGCUUCAAGUGCCUUGAGAGAUGUAAAGUUGAAACAACGUGCAGUCCAGGAUACAGCAGCUAGAAAGAUGGACUUGUUGAAACAUGAAUAUGAAGAAAUGAAAGCCCUCAUCGAAUCAGAGGAGAAGAGUUCUCUGAGGAAGCUGAAAGAGGAAGAAAAGAGAGUUUUGGACAAAUAUGACCAUAUGCAUCAGGUCCUGCUCAAGAAAAAGGGGGAAAUUGAGUCUAUGAAAGAAGAGAUUGAACUUUUGCUCACAAAAAGUGAUGAGAUUGCCUUUUUGGAGAAAGCCUCGAAUCUUGUCACCAAGGCUGUGAAUGUACCAAAGAAUGAAUUAAACCUAGAGAUGAUCCACAGCGUUUUUCAAAAAGCCGUCUCCCUUAAAGAGGCUUUAAAAAAUACAAUAAACUUCCUUCAAGAGAAGAAAACAGAGGAAGCAACUAUCUCAGAGUAUCAGCUCCAUGGAGAACAAGCCAAGCACAGUUACACUAAUGUAUCUGUAUCCUUGAUGCCAGAAGGCGACAUACCAGAACCCAAGCCACAGAGGCAGCAGCAGGAGAAAAGUGGGAUUACAGAUGAGAAGACUCCUUUCUCCUCACCAGCUGCUCCUCUGGCUUCCGGUGCCAAGCCCCUGCUGGACAGUGUGGAGAAGAUGCAGAGCUCCCCAAGCCCAGCAGCCCUCACAGACCCAGCUGGAGCUGCAAGUGCUGAGGUGCCUUCCCCACUGAAGCCAGCCAGCCCACCCAUUGCCACAGGACCCUCGGAGUCAGCGCCUGCUGCUGCCACCUCUUCAUCCUCCUUCCCAACUUCCUGCAUGUUGGCCUCUUUAGCCACACUCCUCCGCACCACCACCAGCCAGGCCUCCCCAGCGCCUGUGUCAGACAACUCCGUCAAGCCCCUUCUCACCACUUCCCCUAAGCCAAGUCUCUUUGGAAUGCUGAGCACCCCUCCUCUGACUUCCACUGCUCCCACUUCAGCGGCUGCUUCAGUUUCUCCUCCUUCCACUUCCAUGUUCAAAGCCAUUUUGGGGGCAUCCCCUAAAAUGGAGAGCGAGGCUUCUUUGCCAGCUGUCCCCUCUGCCAGAGCGCCUGUGUCUUGUAGCUCUGUCCUUCCCACAGCCCCCACCACCUCCACUGCAACCUUUAAACCCAUCUUUGAUAGCAUGGACCCAAUCACAUCUGUGCCCUUGGACUCAGUUUCUCCUUUCCUGAAACAACCUUCUUCUGUAGCCUCCACCACAGCUGUUACCACAACUGUCCUGGCACCCCUCUUUAGUAUCCUCGGCAGCGUCCAGUCCCCUGCAGCAUCUGCCACGCCUGCCACUACCUCCUCCAGUGGAACCACUGACUCGGGCUCCAAGCCUACUUUUAGCUUUGGGCUGAGCAGCUUGGCCAGUACCGUGGCCAGUGCCCCUCCCACCACCACUACCACCACCACCCCCUCCCUAUCACAGCCCUUUCUCUUUGGGGUUGCUCCUACCUCUGGUGCCAGCUGCACCCCAUCCACUGGCUUCAUGUUCCAGUUUAACAAACCUGCUGCCACUGCCACCACCACCACUGCUGUGAUGACCACCACAAGCUUCAGUAGCACAUUAAGCUUUGGGGGCUCAGUAGCCCCAAACCUGGCCCUUCCCCAGCUGGCCUUUGGCAUGACAAAGCCUCCCACCUCCUUUGUCACCCCUGCCAGCACACAGCCAGCCUUUGGCAGCACCAAUUCAGUCUUCUCUUUCGGCAUGACCACCCCCUCCAGCUUCGGGGCCACCACGCAGACCACCAGCAGCGGCACCAGCAGCUCUGUGUUUAGCAGUGUGACCCUGGCCCCUUUCACAUUUGGGAGCUCAAGCACUGUAACAUUCAGCUUCAGAGCAAGCCAAAGUGGAGCUGCCAACACUACCACCCCCUCUGGGGGUUCCUUGAACCAGAACUCCCUGGGUGCCCCAAGUCAGAGCACACCCUUUGCCUUCAGUUUGGCCAACACCACCAAGAAAAAGCCUGUGUUUGGAGGCACUUCCACACCUACCUUUGAGCAGAAGGCUCCAGCUCCUGGAGCAGGCACAGUGGACAGUGGCCUUUCCUUUGGGACCCCAACUACAUCAGCCCAGAGCUUUGCGGGAGCAGGGCCAUCUUUCAAGUCAUCGACGCCUUUGUUUUCCUUUCGUGCAGGAUCCAAGACCCCUGGGCCCAGGCAGCAACUGAAGGCUCAGAAACAGCAUAACCAAAAGAAAUAACCCAUCCUGCCUUACCCCCCCCAAAACCCUUUCCUUCCUUUGCCAACCCCUUCUCCCCCGACCUUGGCUCCUACUGUGAAGAGCCUCAUCCCUGUCUCCAUUUUUGUACAGCAAGCCUACUCUAGCCCCACCCCCCACUUCUCGAGCAGCAGCUGCCAAGAAGGUGGCCGCCCUGGAAGUGGCAAGAUGGAAACAAACCCUUUGUACUUGAACAGUUCUGCUGGAACUUGAGAAACUUGUGUACCUAUCGUCAGCCUUUCCCUUCCUUUCCUAACUUGUCACCUUGUUGUGUGUCUGUCUGUCUGUCAGCUUGACUAAGUUAAUAUGUUAAGUUCUGAACUUUUAAAAAAUUAAUUUUUAAAAAGAAAAAUAUGGGGAGAUUAAUUGGCAGGGAUAGGCAUGAAGUCUCUUGUUUAAAAUGUAAAUGUGGAGUCAAAGUUUUUUAAAAAUAUAUAGUAGUAUUACUUUUAAUGUGCAGAUUAUAUAUUGUGAAUUUCACAAUGGAAACUAUAAGAUAGCCAGACUGUGGGGAAGAUGGGGUCCUGAGUUAGGUCCAGGUGUGAGGUGUCCUUCAGAGCAGAUAGGGAGGUAACUAGAUAGAUAUAGCACUUAUUAAUUGCUUAGAAAAUCUAAAGGGUACUUUAAAAAAAAAGAAAUGAAAGAAGUGGGGAAAGUGUAAUAGAAUGAGAAUCUAAAGGGUAGACUGGAAUAGGAAAAAAGACAGAAGAAAAACGAUGUAAGUUCAGCCGCUGAAAGGGACUACAGAAUCCAUCUGGUCUAACCCCCUUAUUUUACAGAAGAAACAGAGUUCCAAAGAGUGUAAGUGACCUAAUAUUUAUGCUGUGUACAUUUAUAGAUAUACUUGUAUCCCCAGAUGGCUUACAUAGUGCCUGAACAUAGCAAAUGCUUAAAAAAUAUUUAUUGAGGGACAGGAAUAGGGUGAGAAGGAUAGUGAGCAAUAUAGGAAGGUAGAAAAUAAAUAAUAAGUAAUUACAGCCCAGAAUAUGAAAAGCAUUUUCUGGAAAUCUUAUAUAAAUGAUGGAUACAAAUAUAAAAUAAAGAUCAGGAGUAGAAUAUAUUAUGUAAAAAACGAACAAGGCCAAUAAUCAUGAUC